Messenger RNA from Prunus armeniaca (apricot), 552 nucleotides. Lineage: Eukaryota; Viridiplantae; Streptophyta; Magnoliopsida; Rosales; Rosaceae. The record is from the annotation of a GenBank genome assembly.
AUGGAGGAGUGGAACAUCAUACCAACAUGGUCCAAUUCGGCUCCACCUAGAGACAGAGCUAGACAGAAGGACUAUUUAAGGCUUGCCAAACGCAACAAGAGAAUAAUAGUGCAACGAAAGAAUGAGAUACCAAUUAAGAUGCCCGGAAAUGACAAGCCCUUGGCAAGUAUUAUAGAAGGCAUGUGUUAUUCUGUUGGAAAGAGCGGCAGACCAACGUUGGAGCUAACUUGCACCUUCAUAAAAAACAAGGAUCACACACAGGUACUUCCAGAGACCAGUUCUGCCAAAAAAGGGAAAAAUCUAGAGGCAGAUUCUCAGGCACAUACAACAUAUCAACCAGAAGAGCAGACGAAGGCAGAAUCUCCAAGCAAACCUUCUAUCCAUCCUGCCUCAUCCUCAGUCAAUCAGCCAAAACCUUCACAGUCACAAGAUCAAUCUGAACAUGUUUCAGUAGAGGGACAAGAGGAUUGGAUUGAAGAAUAUGAAGAGGAACAGUUAGAUUACAAACCAUCUACAGAUGACCAGACUAGACUCCUCGGAACAGGUGAAUAA